AUGAGCUCGACCCAAGCAGUCCGUACAGCCUGGCACCACGCCGCAAAUGCCUGGCCAAAGGACCCCUUCCGGCCGAAGCACCUCUUCGCAGACGCCAUCCGCGCCGCCGCCGACCGCCAACUCGCUCCCUCGGCCACCUUGAGCCCCGAGCAGCUCCGAAAGGCCACCAAUGCCGCAGUUGCCCUCACCCGCAUCGUAGAGAACCGCGCACUCAAGGCCUACCCGAUGACCGACCGCACCUCCAAGCCCGCCAGCUUCCCCAAGCACUACGCCCGCAUCCUCGACUCGGUCGAGCGCGCAGAGCGUGGCGAAACGUUCCAGCCCGGACGCCUCGCCCGCUGGUUCAACUUCCGCUGGAAGUAG
Molecule: messenger RNA, 363 nt
Organism: Rhodotorula graminis WP1
Lineage: Eukaryota; Fungi; Basidiomycota; Microbotryomycetes; Sporidiobolales; Sporidiobolaceae
Exons: 2
Coding region: 1-363 (120 amino acids)
Biological process (GO): mitochondrial respiratory chain complex III assembly
Cellular component (GO): mitochondrion; Cbp3p-Cbp6 complex
Molecular function (GO): ribosome binding
Source: RefSeq, a predicted model, not a curated record